Hansenula ciferrii is the source of this 912-nucleotide messenger RNA. RefSeq lists its product as uncharacterized. The record is from RefSeq and is a predicted model, not a curated record. Bases 1 to 912 code for a protein of 303 amino acids. NCBI's taxonomy places the organism in Eukaryota, Fungi, Ascomycota, Saccharomycetes, Phaffomycetales, Wickerhamomycetaceae. The transcript has a single exon.
AUGUCGUCUAAUCCAGAUGAUAUUUUCACCAUCGAUACAAAACUUAAAUUCAUGUUUUGGACCAUGGGAUCUUUGUUAAUGUAUGUCUUUUAUGAUUCUUCUAAGGAAGGGAUUCGUGAUAGAACAAUGUAUUACAAAACUUCAGCUACGGCAAUUACAGGAUAUAUGAAGGAUAUGGGAAGGACGUCUGUUGUUCAACUAUCAGAGAAUUUGUUUUUAUUCAGUGGGAGUAAUUGGCUAGGAAAUGGGAAAUUUAUUGCUGGUAAAAAAUCAGUACAGACUACUCAGAUGUCAAUUGUUGUUAACUAUAACGAUUACUUCAAAGAUAUUAAAGAAUUUCCAUUUGAUAGAAAUUGGAUUGCAAGCGUAAAUGAUUUUAUUGGUAGUGAAUUAGAUCAAAAUGACGUUGCAUUAAUGAAGAGAGAAAAUCCAUUGCUUAUUGAGGAAGAUAUUGAAUAUGGUAAGCUCAUCCAUGAAAAAACAGACCAAUUUCACCAACAUCAAAUGAGUGUGAUUAUGAGAGACGAAUCUUCAAAACGUUCAUCUUCAAGUUCAGGCGUGACCUUUCGAUGGAGGUUCGACUUCCAUUACUUUUUUGCUAGUAAAUUAAGAGAACAAUAUACUAAAACCCUUCGCUCCUCAUAUCUUGAAAGAGCUAAACAGAUUGAAGAGUCUAAUGAAGAAUCAGACGAUAUUGAUGAUGCAGAUGAGUUACUUUUAACACCUCCAGCUGCUGGAUACUUUCAAUCCAAAACUAGUUAUGAUGAUUCAUAUUCAAGUACAGGGAAAGAAGAGCAUCCAAGAUCAAAAAUUAAAUAUCCAGAAAUAUCAACUGGUGGACAAAGUAGUGUUUGGUUUGGGCUUGGUAGGAAUACUUCACCAUUUGUAUACACUACUUCAGAAUAUAUCUAA